AUGGCGGGGUUUUUAUCAACUUUACAAAAAUAUAACUCAGAAAUUAAUUCAAUUCAAUUUACUAAUCAAGCAAAGCAAUGGUUAAAUUUAUUUCUUACACCAUCGCAAGUUAAUCAUUUACCCGAAUUUAUAGAACGACAUAGAUUUGGCUUAAGUGAUUUUUCAGUUCUCCCGUGGAAAAAAAACCAUUAUCAAGUCAAGUAUCUACAAUUUUUAGAAACAAUGAAAGAUGGAAGAAAAAAAUAG
Messenger RNA from Diversispora eburnea, 246 nucleotides. The record is from the annotation of a GenBank genome assembly. Lineage: Eukaryota; Fungi; Glomeromycota; Glomeromycetes; Diversisporales; Diversisporaceae.